This is a messenger RNA of Anguilla rostrata (American eel), 2607 nucleotides long. Its product is annotated as olfactory receptor 4C11-like. Lineage: Eukaryota; Metazoa; Chordata; Actinopteri; Anguilliformes; Anguillidae. Gene Ontology annotation, cellular component: membrane. The record is from RefSeq and is a predicted model, not a curated record. Gene Ontology annotation, molecular function: odorant binding; olfactory receptor activity; G protein-coupled receptor activity. Gene Ontology annotation, biological process: G protein-coupled receptor signaling pathway; detection of chemical stimulus involved in sensory perception of smell. Bases 324 to 1235 code for a protein of 303 amino acids. The transcript is spliced from 2 exons.
AUCUGUUAGCACAUACACCUGAUAGAGAAGGCACCUUACCACAGUGAAGUGGUGCUUUGUGAAAUAGAGAUGCAGACAACACCACAAAGCACAGUGCUGUACACACUGUAAGGAGAUCUCCACAGCCUUCUCUCUGUCGAAGGGACCAUUCAUCUCCUCUGCUUCUGGUAGACCAGGACCAUCCACGGCAACUUUUUAAAAAACUUUCUCAGAUUUUUUUCAGAUGUACCCGUUAUGGAUGGGACGUGUGAGAGACUACAUAUUUGAUCAGAGGUGUGUUUUUUUUGACCACUUCCAGUUGGAAUCUGUAUGAGAGGCAGAUCAUGAGGACGUGCAAUGAGACGGGGAUGUGGGUGUUGACUCAGAUGGACUCGCACCUUUACUAUGAAGUCCUGCUGUGUUCCUCCAGCCUGAGCUAUGUGGUCAACAUGCUCCUGAGUGGCCCCUUGGUGCUAGCCAUCACCAGGCCACCUUCCCUGCUGAGCAAACUGCGCUUCCUGCUUCUAGUCCACCUGCUUUUCUGUGACAACCUGCAGCUGCUCCUCAAAACCACCACGGCGGCGCUGUUCACCUCCCAGUCGGGCAUGCUGGUGUCGCAGUGCCUCAUCCUCAUAGCGGCCACCCAGGCCUGCGCCAUGGUGGAGGUGCUCCUUAGCACCGCCCUGGCUGUGGAUCGCUGCGUGGCCAUCAAGUGGCCCCUGCGGUACGAGCUCCUCUUCAGCCCCCGCUGCAAACAGGCGCUGGUGGUGGUCGCGUGGGGAGCGUCUUUGUUCCUCUCUGCGGUGGCUCUGUGCAUGGCGCUCACCCACGUACAGGUCAAUGCUGACCUGCCGCGCUGCCGCCCCCUGGUGGUGGGCCGCUGCCUUUCUGAAAACUUGGCCCUGCGGGCGUUCUGCAUUUCGGUCAGUGCCCUGGUGCUGCCAGCCUCCUACCUGACCACGUUUGGCUGCUUUCUGCUGCUGUGCCGGGACCUCCACGGGCUCCCGCACUCCCGCCGAGCUGUGGUCACCCUGGCCCUACAGGCCAUCCAGAUGCUCUGCUACUCGGUGCCCGUGGUGCUGAACAGCUACCUGCUGCCCAACACCCUGCAGUACGACACCUUGGAAAUAGCCGUCUCCAACGCCUACAACCUGGGCAUUUCGCUGGUUCCGCUGGUGUACGGAUACCGCUCCCGGGAGCUGCAGAAGAGACUGCUGCAGACCCUGCCGCGCAGUGACAUCAGUCCUGGUCAAUGAUGUGGACAGCCCAAGCUUGCCUCAUACAUGGUUUCUUCUCUUUAUUCACAAACAUGAGUUAAGCAGCAAGUCAAAUAGGCAUUCAUCCUCUAAGCCCUCAAUGUGGAAAUACUGAUAAACCUCAUUCAACAGCCCGAUUCGGGAGGGAGUGAAUGCUGAAGUCUGAAAAAUAUCCCUCAUUGGAUAUGGCAUGCACGCACAGAAAUGGGUACUUUUUCCAUCUAAGCCAAAUCAAAUCCGGAACAAAAGGCUUGUUUCUGUUGUGUGGUUUUCCAGGGAAAUAAAGCUCUUGACUUGUGCCCUCUCUGAUUCUGGCCUCCAGAUUAUGAUGUUUUGUGUUCAGUGCCCCUUGUUGGGUACACACUGAAUCACUUUGGGUUCAUUGAUGCUGGAAACAGCCUUGUUAUCAGACAUUGAUUCAAGCCCUGCAAGCUGAAUCAACACUGCACAGAGAAGGCCACAUUUAGUUUUUUACCAGGAAGUAAUACUGUAACCAAAUAAUCUAAAAAUUGAACUACAGCAGAUGAACGUCAAGAGGUUUUCCCUUGUUCCUUUUAAUUGUUCCAAUGUAACAUCAAAGACCAUUAAAUAAAAGAUGGAUUCAUGAAUAGAUGUAGCAGAACCACAACACACAACAGUAGACCAGAAUGUAGACCAGCACAGAGACAGAACAGAAGCUUAAGAGUUGUUUAUUCAAUACUUUGAUAUUUAAAUAGAAUAUGCAAUCCAUUUGUACAAAACAUCCAACAAACAUUCAGGAGCAAAGAUAUACAAAGAGACAAAAAAAGCAAAUACUGGUUUGAAAAAACUGGCCACACGAUCACUUCAGACACAGUCUACAGCAGCGGAGGGCGAAGAGGCGAGGGCCCUCUAUGACUUGAGCACGGCCCACUUUACUGAGACUCAGGCACGAAGACGAGGGCUGUGUUCAGGAUGAAAAAGUGCUGCACACUGUGUUAGGUGUACGGUGUGAUGUUUCUUAAAAUCACUUGCUGGUCCUCGUUAAGGGUCUGGCCUGGCCACCAAAAUGGGCCCAAAAAAUGCCUCAAAGAUUGGUCCAAACGUUUCAUAGUGAAUGUAACAUUCAAGGCAAGUUGCAGCCUCAAACUCUGAGCUUGCUCAAAAAAAGACUCUAAAGACACGGAAUAACCAGGAGCAUUAUUUAGGCAUGUGAAGGAGGCCACAGAAUACUGUUUUGAGAUGUUUUUGAAAGUAGAAUGAUUCUGUGUUUGGCACAUCAAACUGUCAGCUUAAAACAGUAUAUGGAUGUUUCUUUAUACAGUGAGCUCCAUAAUGUUUGGGACAAAGUCAUUUUUUUUCUUCUUGAUUUGGCUCUGUACUUCACCAUUUAAGAUUUUUAAACAAACACACA